AUGAGCGCCAGGAUAUUGUUUUUGCUUGUUUGGUCUGCGGCAUUUUUCGCUGGGCUGCAGUGCGCCUCGCCGAGGAUCGCAGCGGGGAUGGUUCCCCCCACCGCCGGCUUCAGCAACAUCAGCGGCGGCGGCGGCGGCGGCGGCGGCGGCACCAGCGGGGAAACCGGAGGCAAAAGAGACUUGAAUCAAACCAUAAACUCCAGGCUCAAGAGGAAAACCCUGGCCGUGGAUUUUGCGGUCCCUUCUCUGUUGCGCUAUUACCUGGCGGAGUUUAUAAAGAGACCCCUGAACGGCGACUGCCAGACUUUUCGCGGAUGUUACACGGUGCGCGCAAACUUGAAAAUGCAGUGCAUACCUUUGCAGAAAACCAUAUCCACUUUUGUGGACACUGCGUCUGCCACGGACUCUGGACUGAGGAACAUGUCCGCUGAUGGACAGCUCCCCUUCUUCUAUAAGCGGCCGCUGUCCAAAGUUCUGAAAUUGGGCUUGACGAAAGCCAGCAGGAAAUCAAACCAAGUUGUGGUGGAAAUAGGAGAGGACAUAGUCAAGACGGGAUGCGGGGGGCUGUCUGUGUACGAGGAGGCCCCGGUGUUCACCCUGGAAAUGGACCUCACAACUAUUCUGGAGUGGUGGCUUGGCGCAGAGGGGGGCCGGCUCAGGGUCCGGCUCAUGCCCGAGAAAAAGGCGCAGGUGCCCGGGAUAGAGGAUCGGUACACCGCGGCCAUACGCGCUGCAGACCCUCGCCUCUUCCUUCAGAUAUCAUCCCGGGAUGAACAACCGGCGGGCAGGACCGCCGCCGACGUUCCUAGAGGGUACUGGAGCUUCUCCUGGGUGGCCGAGGACAACCUGAGCUUUCCCAAAGACUCCGUGCCCCUGUCAGCUCACCGAUGUCCCGGCAGUAGCGGAACAUGUGACCAGCACCUGGAGGGUAGCCCGGAGUUCACGUGGAGCAUCGUGGCUGCCGGUGAGGGAAGGAACGAGAAAACCGAAAAGAAGGCAGGAAGCCCCCAGGGAUGGGAGGAAGGUAAGAACGAAGGUCAGUUCUUCUGGGUGAACAGUUCAGCCUUCGGGGGGCCCUGGGUGCUGAGUCCUUGGCUGCAAGGGGGCCAGGGUCCCUGUAGCCUGGACAUGGCCGUGUUCCUCCACCCCAAGCAAAGUGGCCAAUACACUAUAUGGCUCAUAGAACGAGACAAACAUCCGCUCGCCCUCUUCUCCACUGACACGCUGCCACGCAUCACAGGCUGGGCGGUGGUGCACCUCACCCUGGGGACCCACGGGGGAUCGCCUUUUCGGGUGUCGGGCAGCUACGAUCAGCGGAUUCCACAGGAUGACGCGGCCACCAUCGAGCCCCACUUCACCACCAACUGCACCAUGGUGUCCUCGCCCGGCCCUAACAUCACGCUGGAGGGUCAGUACCACUGUCACCAGGGACCCGGGAUCCCGCUGGACAAACUGUGCGACUUCGCUGCAGACUGCCCGCUCGGCGAUGACGAAGGCGACCUGUGUCGCCACUUCCUCAACGGCAGCUACUGCUCUUUUGAAGAGGGGGAGUGCAGCUGGCAGCCGGUAACGGGCCGCGGCCUCUCCUGGAGGAGACUCCAGUCGCCAGCCAAGGCUGCCAGACAGAGCUGCCCGUCGUCAGGUGCCACAUUCAGUGUGGAGGGAGGCCAGCCCAAAGGUCAGCGCAGCUCUGCGUUACUGAGGAGCCCUCUCUUCCCUCCUCCUCUGAGAAAUUCCCCAUGCAAGGUGCGGUUCGGGCUGUGCUCCGGGGGCUCGCAGAAGGGGUGGCUGUCCCUAUGGAUAGUGGAGAACAGCACCGGCCCUGAAGAGAAGCGCAGACUGUGGCACUCAGCCAGUGAACCCAGAUCCGAACGUGGCUGGAGGCUCGUCACACUUCCCCUUUAUGGGCUGGCGGACUGGUUCUGGCUGCAGUUCAGCACAGAAGAUGGACCUGGACCCGGUUCAGCCAUCUCCCUUGACAAUAUCUCUUUCAGCAUGGACUGCUUCCUGGCAUCCAACGGCGAGUUUCCACCGGUGGUCACCAGCACAGCCAGGCUGCCGUUUAGACCAACCAUCAAGCCUGUAGCCCCGUCCACUGGAAGUCCUUUCCCAGAUUACUCCAAAAAAUGGAUUUUUCAUACCUGUGGGGCUGUGGGACCCGAAGGCCCGACUCCCACUCAGUGCCUCAACUCCUACAGGAACAGCAACGUCAACGUGACAGUCGGCACCCGAGGGCCCUUCAAAGGCAUUCAAAUGUGGCGGGUCCAGGAAACUGGCACCUACAGGAUCACAGCCUACGGUGCAGCUGGCGGUCGGAGCGUAUUGGCCAUGAGCCGGUCACAUGGGGUCUACAUCACGGGAGACUUCCUGCUGAGGAAGGGAGAGUUGAUUUACAUCCUGGUGGGACAGCAAGGAGAGGACGCAUGUCCCAAUUCCAACGCCAUGCUGAAUAAGAUCUGCCUGGAACAGAGUGGCCCGAUGGUGAACAAAACGCAAGUGAAAGGGGGCGGAGGAGGAGGUGGAGGGGCUACGUAUGUGUUCAAGGUGGACAAAGGAGUGCACAUCCCCCUCAUCAUCGCUGCUGGGGGAGGUGGCAGGGGUUACAGCAGCCAAUCACACACCCAGCUGGAGCAGAUGGACUAUGACCCCAGCCAACCGGGACGCAAUGGGAAGUCAAACGCCGCAGGUGGAGGCGGAGGUUGGAAUGACAGUGCUCCCGUCAGUCAGGGCGGCAGACCGCUGGUGCUGGGAGGCCAGGGAGGCCAGGCCUGUCAAAAGUUCUGGCAGACCCACGGCGGCUUCGGGGGCGGCGGGGGCGGCUGCAUGUCCGGGGGCGGCGGCGGAGGCUACAGAGGUGGUAACACCUCCAUAUAUAACAACCCCAAACAUGACGGCGAUGACGGCACGUCCUUCCUCGGCCCGGAGGGAGACUCCUUCCUCCAGCCUCUGAAAGCUAUGGAGGGGGAUGGUGAGGUGAUCAUCAGCCCGGUGCAGAACUGCAGCCAUUGUGAGAGCGGCGAAUGCCACGAGAUCAAGGACAGCAUCGUCUGCUACUGCGAUGAAGACCUCAAACUGGCGGCGGACGGCAUGUCCUGCAUCAACGCUACAGAGGCGUCCCCGCUGCCCCCCCAGCCGUCCCUCUCCCACCUGGCGCUGGGUCUGUCCGUGGGCACCUCGGCCCUCAUCGCCGCCCUGCUGCUGGCUGUGUCCGGAGUCAUGAUAAUGUACAGGCGUAAACACACAGAGCUGCAGUCGAUUCAGCUGGAGCUGCAGAGUCCGGACUGCAAGCUCAGUAAGCUGCGGGCCUCCACCAUCAUGACCGACUACAACCCCAACUACUGCUUCGCCGGCAAGACGGCCUCGGUCAACGACCUGAAAGAAGUGCCGCGGCGCAAUAUCUCCCUCACCAGGGGUCUGGGUCACGGUGCUUUUGGUGAAGUCUAUGAAGGGCUGGCAGUGGGGAUACCAGGUGAACCGAGUCCUCUGCAAGUGGCUGUCAAGACCCUUCCUGAGGUUUGCUCUGAGCAAGAUGAGCUGGACUUCCUUAUGGAGGCUCUAAUCAUCAGCAAGUUCAGCCACCAGAACAUUGUGCGCUGUAUAGGAGUCAGUCUGCAGGCCAUGCCCAGGUUCAUCCUGCUGGAGCUGAUGGCCGGAGGAGACCUUAAGACUUUCCUGAGGGAGACCAGACCCCGGCUGGAGCACCCGUCCAGCCUGACCAUGGUGGACCUUCUCAACGUGGCCAGAGACAUCGCGAAGGGCUGCCAGUAUCUGGAGGAGAACCAGUUUAUACACAGGGACAUUGCAGCUCGGAAUUGCCUGCUGACCUGCAAAGGACCGGGCCGCGUGGCCAAGAUUGGAGAUUUCGGGAUGGCUCGAGAUAUUUACAGGGCAAGCUAUUACAGGAAGGGCGGGCGGGCCAUGCUGCCAGUGAAGUGGAUGCCACCUGAAGCCUUCAUGGAGGGCAUCUUCACAUCCAAAACAGACACGUGGUCAUUCGGGGUUCUGCUGUGGGAGAUCUUCUCGCUGGGCUACAUGCCAUAUCCAAGUCGCAGUAACCAGGAAGUGCUGGAGUUCGUAACCAACGGUGGAAGGAUGGACCCGCCUAAAAACUGCCCCGGGCCAGUGUACCGCAUAAUGACUCAGAGUUGGCAGCAUCAGCCUGAAGACAGGCCGAACUUCUCAACUAUCCUGGAGAGAAUCGACUACUGCUUACAGGACCCUGAUGUGGUGACCAUGCCCCUGCCUGUCGAGUAUGGGCCCAUCCCCGAAGAGGAGGAGCGCGUACCCGUGCGCCCUGACGACCCCUCAGCGCCGACCGUGCUGGUGAAGGCCCAGGUGCCUGAUGGGGAGGCCCUGCAGCCGCCCCCUUCUUAUCCCACAGAAGAGAACCGGAGAGGUGGGGAGCACGCUGUCGUCACUAGCGCAGCAUCGGAGGCCAAAGCACAGAUGUCAGCCCAGCCCCAGCCCCAGCCAUACCUCCACCAGCACCAGCAGCCUCACUCGCAAACCUCCAUCCCCGUGACAACCACUAACACAGUCACCUCCACGGCAACCUCUACACUCACUGCCAAGGGACCUCACGUCACCACCCAGCCCGGCCUCGAGGGGGGCCACAUCAACCUGGCGUUCACCCAGGGCCACCCGCCAGAGAAGGAGGGCCACAACGGGAAGAGCACCAGUCUGUGGAACCCGACGUACGGCUCGUGGUUCCUGCAGCAGAGGAAGCAGCAGCAGCAGAGGCAGGCGGGGGUGGGGGGAGCAGGAGGGAGCAGCGGCAGGGUGCCCGGCGAGGGGCAGGAGCACGUGGGCCGGACUGUUGCUGAGGUGGCAGGGGCGCUGGGCCUCCAGCACCAGCACCAGCACCAGCACAAGCAGUUCCAGCAUCAGCUCCAGCAGCAGCACCAACUGCAGCUGCUGCACCAUCAGCAGCAGCAGCAGCAGGGUCUUUGCAGACCUCUGCUGCCCCCACCACCACCUCCUGCCGCCCAGUCACCUCUGCUGUUAGAUUCAGCCGCGUUGCCCCCGGUUCCCCUCUACAGACUGAGACGAUUCCCCUGCGGGAACAUCGGCUACGGCUACCAGGAGCAAGGCAUGCCGCUGGAGGCCGCCCACGGUAACCCCAACCCCCCUCCUCCACCCCCUCUCCCCCAACAGGGCACCUCCAUGACCUCCUCUGCAGCACACCAGAGGGGGGCCUCCAUUCCCACCUCAGUGUCCCUGGGCCGGUCGACCAUGUCCGAGGACAGCCGUCCACUUCUAGUCACCAUGGGGACAGUACAGGACCCCAGGCUGCCCAGGAUGGAGGGCCACAACGCCACCGUGCUUUAGCCCAAAUGCCUGCACCGCCGGUCUUUUUUUCAAGCCCUGUCUUUGGAGAUGUGUGUUCAAGACACAUAGCAGGAAACACUGUGUCAGGACAGAGACCGUUUUACACCACCCCCCACGUCCCACCAUUUUGGUUUCCAUCUCACUGAAACAGAGCCGGACGAGUCCAUCGGGCUUCCCCCCACGAGAAGCCUGGAGGUGUGUUAAAAAUCCCCGUCGGAUGCUAAAGCACAUCACAGAACUAAAAAAAAAAGCUUUUGGAGGCAAAAUGUAGAGUAAAAGCUAGUUUUAAGAAAUUUAAAAAAAAUGUAUUUUUUCAACGCUGGAGGGAUCAUGAGUGAGAGAAAGGAACACGCGGAGAGUUUACGUCACAGGAAGACAACUUUCCACCCGGCGGUGACCAGGAGCGAGCGCCGAGGGCGUCCCUCGUCCGCGGGAAUGGACCACUAGGAGGAUUCAAAUAUCUAGAUUUUGCUUCAGACUUUCAGUCAGACCAGUUCGACUGUAGCAGCUGCGAAGCUGCCUACAGCUGCCAGCUCCACGUGUCAGCUCUGCUGCAGAAUCCUCACACUGCUCCCCCUCCACAUCCUUUUGGAAAACUGCAGUGUGGUAAAUAACUUGUACAAGACUAUUUUUCAAGAAUACACACAGAACUGGACACUGGGGUUACCAGAGACAUUUCUACGAAAAAAAAAAAAAACACAAGGAAAAAAUACUGGGAAAAAUGUGUUUGUUGAUGUUUGCUUGCCUGCUUGUUUAUUUAUUCAUUUGUUUAUUUAUUAUUUGGAAGUGGCUCUAUAAAUUAUUCAUGAACACGCUUCCUCAAAUCCAAGUCAUUUGACAUUUUUCACCCACCGUUUUUUUUAAACUGCAGUUUAUUUUUGAGAAUAUGGUGAGAGGACAAAAAAAAAAGAAGAGAUUGGACAAACCCCCACCAAAAUGAACAAAUUUA
Molecule: messenger RNA, 6277 nt
Organism: Chelmon rostratus (copperband butterflyfish)
Lineage: Eukaryota; Metazoa; Chordata; Actinopteri; Chaetodontiformes; Chaetodontidae
Gene: alk
Product: ALK receptor tyrosine kinase
Exons: 29
Coding region: 1-5328 (1775 amino acids)
Biological process (GO): cell surface receptor protein tyrosine kinase signaling pathway; regulation of cell population proliferation; protein phosphorylation
Cellular component (GO): membrane; signaling receptor complex
Molecular function (GO): ATP binding; transmembrane receptor protein tyrosine kinase activity; protein binding
Source: RefSeq, a predicted model, not a curated record